Cotesia congregata is the source of this 459-nucleotide messenger RNA. The record is from the annotation of a GenBank genome assembly. NCBI's taxonomy places the organism in Eukaryota, Metazoa, Arthropoda, Insecta, Hymenoptera, Braconidae.
AUGGGUCGUGGCCGUGGAAAAAAAAAAUUCGCAAGUCUUUGGUGCAUGCGUACUAAAAAACAUUUUGUUGUACCAUUAACAACAAUAAAAAAUGUUAAGUACAGAGUAAUUGGCACAGUGUUUAAUUAUAAUAAGGUAGAGACUAAGCUGAUUGACAUAGGAGAUGAUGAAAAAGUACUACAGCAAAAAGCUAUUAAUGAGGAAAAUGUGUCGUUGGCCAUUGAACAAGCGAAAACUAGGUCUCAAGAAGAAAAAAUUCCUGAUGAAGUUGAUAAUCAGGACGAGAAGUCGGCUGUAUUGAAUUCAAAUAAACGAAAAAUUGAUGAGAAAAUUGGAUUAGAUUCUCCAAACGGUUCUUCAACAUCGUCGGCUUCUCCUAGUACCCGGGGGUACCCGAGUCGAAAAGGUUCAGCCUUAUUUCAAGCUGUUCAAACUGCUAACUCUCGGUGCAACAAAUAA